GGCGGCUCUUCGAACCAAGCCCGACUGAGGGAGGGGAGAAGGGCGGAAGCGCCCCAUGGAUGCCGCCAUCUUGGCUAAGACGGUAGUCGCUUGCGACCAAAUCUCCUUGUGUGCGGUUCCCUUUGAGUUGAGAGGAAAACGGGUCGCCGCAUGGCGAAGAGUCUGGUGAGCGAGCAUGAAGCGGAGAACGCAGACGAGGAUGCGGGUAUCGCAGUCUGCCUGCUGGAUACUGUCUUGGGCUCCUUGUACGAUUUUGGUGAAUCAUUACAUGAAGGAAACAAGAAGAAAAGAAGCAAAAAGAAAAAAUCAAAGACGUUAGGAACAACAGCCAGCAGUACUUUCCCGGAAGAUGACAGCAUGAAACAUGAAUACAGCACAGUAACAACAGGCAAGAGGCAAAGUACCUCUAGCUUCUUUGAAAAUUUGAAAAAUGAACUGGAUUUUGAUUGUAUUAAUCUGAAAAGGCCUCUCCAAGAAUUGAGUGCCUCUGACAUUGUCCCUCAUAAAUGUGCCACUCCUGAAAAAACAGUAGAGAUAGAAGUUGUUACAUUCCAUCAUCACAAGAGGAAGAAGAAACCUACAGUUGAAAUUGCUGAAGCUUGCAGCUCCAAGGCAGAGAAGACUGUUCACAAAAAGAAUGUGGAUGGACAAGAUUUUAAUUUGGAAAAAGCCCGUUUGGAAGUGCACCGGUUUGGAAUCACUGGAUUUGAGAAGAAAGAACAACGGAUUAUGGAACAAGAACGUGCUAUUAUGUUGGGAGCAAAGCCUCCAAAAAAGGAAUAUUUGAACUACAAGAUUUUCCAAGAAAAACUCAAGGAAAAGAAAGCAAUUAAGAAAGAAGAAAACACAGUGGAAAAUAAAUCUGAUUCUCUCAAGAGGAAGAAGAAAAAAGGGCAGGAGGCAAGCAGAAAAUCCAAAAAGGUGAAGCCCAGCAUUCUGCCAACAGGGCAAGUUGGAAAAUUUAAGAAUGGGACCCUUAUUCUUCGUAGCUGUGACAUAAAGAAAAUCAAAUCUUCCAAAAUGAUUAAAUGACAUCACUGAAUCAUGUUUGCCUAGAAAAUGAGAUGAAUGUAUUUAAUAGUCUAAACCCUUUUUAAUACUGCUCUGCUGUAUAGAAAAGUGUGAUGAUGGAAUGUUGUAACUAAAUUGGGAGACAGUAACAGUGUUAUUGUUUUUAUCAUCCUGAUUAACAGUUGACAGUGCUUCUCCAAGCUAAUUGAAUAUUCUGCUAAUUGUUCAUUAGUAUACAAUAAUUAAAAGCAUAUCAGAACAUUAAA
Heteronotia binoei (common prickly gecko) is the source of this 1277-nucleotide messenger RNA. It is a transcript of the gene FSAF1, whose product is annotated as chromosome 1 C1orf131 homolog. Lineage: Eukaryota; Metazoa; Chordata; Lepidosauria; Squamata; Gekkonidae. Bases 151 to 1032 code for a protein of 293 amino acids. The record is from RefSeq and is a predicted model, not a curated record. The transcript has 7 exons.